Messenger RNA from Xenopus laevis (African clawed frog), 2051 nucleotides. RefSeq names its product alpha-N-acetyl-neuraminyl-2,3-beta-galactosyl-1,3-N-acetyl-galactosaminide alpha-2,6-sialyltransferase-like (gene st6galnac4.L). Bases 565 to 1431 code for a protein of 288 amino acids. NCBI's taxonomy places the organism in Eukaryota, Metazoa, Chordata, Amphibia, Anura, Pipidae. The transcript has 8 exons. The record is from RefSeq and is a predicted model, not a curated record.
CCCCUCCCUCAUCUUUGUCACAUGGUUGUGACAUCACAGCCUUCUCAAAUUCACUCUAGCAUUUACCCAUUGCUUAUGGAUCUCCUGCUGCUGGGGCGACUCACAUAGCUACGUCUGAAUGAGGGGCAGCUACAUUUCCUGAGCUGGCAAACAAAGGCCAACCCUACUGGUUGUAGGUUGAAACCCAUGCCAGGGGUGCUCCUCCCGAGGUUGGAUUUAGCCAGUAUCCAAGGAGUCAGCUGAGUGCGAAUAGCAGGAACGUGAGUGAUGGUGUGAGUUUGGCAGACACAAAUGGUUCUUCACUGUGAAAGUGACGAGGUUGUAGAAUAUACUGCCUGGACAUAGUGUGAUGGCUGUUUCUCUUAAUGCCUUUAAGAGGGGCUUGGAUGUCUUUUGGGACCAGCCAAAUACCCAGGGCUGCAGUUAAUUUUAUGAUACAAAUCUGUACUAUGCUGAGGAGGAAGCAGCUGUAUGGAGACAGUUUCCCGUUGGUGUAAAAAACAUCAUCUGAGCUCACUGACACGUGCAGAGGCACUGACUGAUGCUCCUGGCAGCCCAUGAAACAUGAGAAUCAUAACCCGGUUGUGCGUGGGAAGCCUAUUGCUAUGUGCAGUUCUCUGGCUUUGCUGGAUGAAAGUCAACACCAAGGAGAAAGCUGAUGAGCAGCAAAGAUCUUUACCUCAAAUACUGACACUGUCGGGAUACAGUCGUCUCCCAGAUGGACAGCCUCUUUCCAGGAAUCCCUGUAAAUCAUGUGCCGUGGUGUCCAGUUCAGGGCAGAUGCUGGGAUCAGGCCUUGGGCCUCAGAUUGAUCAAGCUGAAUGUGUCCUACGCAUGAACACAGCUCCAACUCUGGGCUAUGAAACAGACGUGGGCAGCCGGAGCUCUCUAAGGGUGGUAUCCCACACCAGCGUCCCUCUUCUACUGCGCAAUCAGACCUACUUCUUUCAGCAGUCCCAGGACACUGUAUAUGUCAUCUGGGGUCCACUUAGGCAAAUGGACGUUGACAGCGGUAUCACGUAUCGAGUUCUGCAACACGCUAAAGGGAAGUACCCCCAGGUGCAGAUCUACACGCUAACACAGAGCAUGAUGGCACACUGUGACCAGGUCUUCCAGAAUGAGACAGGGAAGAAUAGGGCCAUGUCUGGAACAUUCCUUAGCACUGGUUGGUUCACCAUGAUUCUGGCCAUGGAGCUGUGUGAAGAGAUCACCGUGUAUGGAAUGGUUGGCGAGAAUUACUGUAGAGAGCGGUCUAACCCCCCUGUGCCUUAUCACUACUACGAAAAGGGGAGGCUGGACGAGUGCACUAUGUACAUGAUGCACGAGCGAGCUUCAAGGGGAGCCCACCGGUUCAUCACAGAGAAAGCUGUAUUUGCCCGCUGGGCACACAGGAAGCGAAUCCAUUUUGCCCACCCCUCAUGGGGCGCUUGAAGAGAACUUGAAUGUCUCCAUCUAUUUCACCUGUUCAUAGUUCCAAACCUGGAGCGGUUUCCUCCAGCAAUUAAUACUUCACACUGUUGGAACUCUACAGUGCUGUACACUCAAAUACUGUACCCUGACGUCAAGAGCUGACAAUCUAAUCUGUGAAUACUGAGAAGAACUUAGCAGGGAUCCCAGGCUCAGUUAUAUGGAAACCUUUUCCAAUAGGGCACCUCCACUUCAUAGGGCAGCGACUGUCGUCAAGCUGCUACUUCGGUAACAAGCAACUGAUAAACCCUACAUGUGUUGCUGAGGUUUGGCAAUAUUGGGAGGCCGCCAGUGACUGCGUUAUAUUGUAUUCUCUUUACAGGCUGAAUGUACUGUGGUAAUAUCCAUGUUGGUGUGUGAAGUACAAUGGGGAAUUUAGGACCUGAAUAUUUUGUGUGUUAGUAACAAGUGACACAAAUGCUUCCCUCGGACUAACAGGCUCCUUUCUGCUUUUAGUGCCAAGAUAAACGGGCACCUUAGUGCCUAGAUAAUAAAGUGUAGUUCUGUUGUAAAUAGGGAUGCACCGAAUCCAGGAUUUGGCCUUUUUUAGCAGGAUUCGGAUUCGGCCGAAUCCUUCUGCCCGG